This is a messenger RNA of Musca domestica (house fly), 2529 nucleotides long. Its product is annotated as palmitoyltransferase ZDHHC15. Gene Ontology annotation, cellular component: endoplasmic reticulum; Golgi apparatus. The transcript is spliced from 7 exons. Gene Ontology annotation, biological process: protein targeting to membrane; synaptic vesicle maturation; peptidyl-L-cysteine S-palmitoylation. The record is from RefSeq and is a predicted model, not a curated record. The coding region runs from base 428 to 1432 and encodes 334 amino acids. Lineage: Eukaryota; Metazoa; Arthropoda; Insecta; Diptera; Muscidae. Gene Ontology annotation, molecular function: protein-cysteine S-palmitoyltransferase activity.
AUAAAAAAAUUAAUGUAAAUAUAUCUCUAAAAGUUAGAAGGCACGGGGAAGAUAUUUUUGUGAAAUUCCCAACUUCAAAUCACCAAACUUGAAAGUUGGAAUAGCAGAUCAAGAGAAAAUCACUUCUUCCGUCUCGGUGUAUUCAUAUUUACACAUUGAACAGGCUAUUGAAAGGGAAAGUCCAAAUGCUGAAGAGUUGAAGAGAGACCAUCAUCAUCUUGCAAUAGUCGUAUAGUAAAAUUCCAUAUUGGCUCAUGCAUACAUGUAUAUUGUAUCUGAAAUCUACUUAAAAAAGUACAAACAUCGUUAAUAAACUGCCGCCAUUAACAUCGAGAGGUCGGUCGGCGGAGGAGUUGUCGGGGCCACACAAGAAGUAAACAAAUAGAACUCGCUAGGAUUCCAGGAUUUCGGCGUCCAAGGAUCGGACAUGAGCAACUAUGAAAGGAAGAAGGCCACGCCCUGUGCUGGUUGCAUGAAAGCCAUUAAGUGGAUUCCUGUUAUCUUCAUAGCGUCUGUUAUAGCGUGGUCUUAUUAUGCCUAUGUCGUUGAGCUAUGUGUUCUGUCCAUAGAGAGUAUUUUUGAAAAAGUUAUAUUUUUAUUAUUCUAUCACAUUAUAUCGCUGCUUUUCUUUUGGUCUUAUUGGAAUACUGUGUUCACACCAGUUGGCACUGUGCCCUCAAAUUGGCGAAUACCAGAAGCGGAAAUUGAAAGACUUUUUAGAGCAGAAAAUCAAGAACAACAAAAACGAGUAUUGGAGUACUGUGCACGAGAUUUGCCCGUAACAAAUCGCACUCUAAAUGGAUCUGUCCGAUUUUGUGACAAAUGCCGGAUAAUCAAGCCCGAUCGAUGCCAUCAUUGCAGUGUUUGCGGGACUUGUGUUCUGAAGAUGGACCACCACUGUCCAUGGGUUAAUAAUUGCGUCAAUUUCACUAAUUAUAAAUUCUUUGUCCUCUUUCUGGGCUAUGCAUUAUUAUACUGCCUAUACGUAGCCCUAACAUCAUUGGAAUAUUUUAUACGUUUUUGGAAGGGUGAACUGUCCUCUGGUGGUAUGGGUCGUUUUCACAUCCUUUUCCUGUUCUUUGUAUCUGUGAUGUUUGCCAUUAGUUUGGUUAGCCUGUUCGGUUACCAUAUUUACCUUGUUCUAAUGAACAGAACUACACUCGAGGCAUUUCGCGCACCUAUAUUUCGGGUUGGUGGUGCUGACAAGAAUGGCUUCAAUUUGGGCAAACUCGCCAACUUUCAGGAAGUUUUUGGUGACAAUUGGAAGCUUUGGUUCAUUCCCGUCUAUUCGAGUUUCGGCGAUGGCUUCAGCUACCCAAUGCGAAACUUGGAGGAGGAUGCCGAAUCACUUCUUGGCCAUUCGGACACUCGCAUCGAAAUGGAGGAGGAUGUGUUUCCGGAAACACGUUUCCACGAUAGCAUAAUACCAUAGUUAAUACUAACGGAAGAUAACGUGGCCACUUACUACAUUUAGUCGAAAUUGUUGUGGUAUCAAGAUCCCAUUUUGGAAUAUGUGUAUGGGAGCAGUUAUUAUUGAACUUUCUGUAAGAUACAUCUUCUGAAAAAUAGCGUUAAAACAGUUCCUCCCAUCCACAAAACAUAAAAAUGACAAUUUUUUUCCAUGACUACCCAUGACUGCCCGUUUGCGUCGUUUCAUUCCCACACGCUCACUUCUAGGAUGGAAUUCAAUGUACCGGUUUUUCUUAUAGAAAAACUUUUACGAUUCGUUUGUUGUAGUAAUUGUGUAAAUGUAUAAGCAGAUCAAACUACUAGAUGGCAUUCGAAGAGAAACAAAUAGGCUUAAUUAAAGACAAACCAUCUUUGUAUGUAUUAAUUAGAUUUGUUAUAUGUUGUGUAGUGGAGAACUUUGUGUGGUAUGCCAGUGUUGUUUUUUGGCAAAAGCUGUUCAAAAGGAUAAACUGCGCACUAACUUAAUGCGGAUAUUUGCAGAAACUCCAGCUUUUCCAAAAUUUAACCGCAGCUGGGAAGAUGGCGAAUAGACGUAAGUUUCGACUAUGUAUGUACAUAUAAUUUGGUAUAAGGCAAUUUAAGUAUUCAAUAUUGUAAUAAGUGUAAAUAAAGAACAAUUGUAGAAUGUUACUUUUUUGAUAGGAACGAAGCGAUUAUUCGUACGCAUUUAUGCCAUAGGUUUAAGAAAACUUGGUUCGUAAUCCAUGAAAUCUUUGUUAUUUGUUAUUGGUGAUCAAAGAUAUGGGCAUGAAAUCGUGUUAAUUAGAACAAUUGUCAUUUGAGUAAAUUUAAGAAAAAAAAUAUAUAUAUAUAUAUCGAAAAAUACACGAAAAACGUAUAAUUCAUACAUUAACAACUAUUCCAUUUCCUGAAUGAUUUCGCACCUCAAACCACAAAAAGGCUUUCAAACACUAAAGGUCACAAACCGAAGGACGAUUACUUUACUGUACUUUGACUGUCUACCGAUGGCUAUACCUAAAUAUUAUUUUAUUUAUUCAGAACAAGCCAUAUUAUUUUAUACUAAUAAAAACCAAUAAAAAUUCAAUGGAAUAAUUUAAA